Molecule: messenger RNA, 9969 nt
Organism: Plasmodium falciparum 3D7
Lineage: Eukaryota; Apicomplexa; Aconoidasida; Haemosporida; Plasmodiidae
Source: RefSeq, a predicted model, not a curated record
AUGAAUGAUAUUUGUUACCCCUAUAAUUGUAGUAUUACCUAUAUAAAUAGUAAUGGUGUUAUAAGCACAAGAGAUAUUAAAGAGUACGAUGGUGAAGAGAUAAACGAAAUUAUAAAUGAUCACGAUAAUAACAAUAAUAAUAACAACAACAAUAAUAAUAAUAGUAAUAGUAAUUUUGUUUUUUGUGAAAAUGAUUUAGAUAAUAUUAAAAGCAUUGUUAUAAACUUGAAACCUUUUCAUAAAGAUUAUGAAGAUAAUAUAAUAUUUAAGAUUAAAAAGAAAAAUGAAAAAUAUGCUUGUGAGUGGGUUGUAUUUAUAAAAACGUCAGUUGAGGAAAUAAAAAAUAAAGUUUGUAAUAAACACACAUCAGAAGAUAUAGAUAUAAAUAAUAUUGAGGAAAAAAUAUUUCCAUGUAAAGAUAUUAAAGAGAUUAUGUUAAAGUAUGUUUAUUGUACCACAUUUUUUGAUAACUAUAUCUUAAGUAUAAAAAAUGAACUUGAGAAAUAUGGUUUAGAUAUAAAUAUAUCUAUUGAUGAUUAUAUAAGAGUACCUAAGGAUUUAUGUAAGUAUAAAUAUGAUAAUUUUUUAUCGUCAUAUAAAAAAAAUGUAGCAACCCAAAACAAUCAUGAUGUCUAUAAUGACAAUAAUAUUGGGUAUAAGAAGCUAAGUGAAAAUGAUCAUAAUAAAAUGAACAUAGUGAAUAAUAUGAAUAGUAAAAAUAAUAAUUUUGUAAAUUAUACAAUGAAUAUUAAAUAUAAUGACAACACAAAAGGUAGUCUUAGCAAUAAUUUUAAUUCUAAAGUGAAUGAUACUACUUAUAGGAAUACCAAAGGUAAUAAUAAUAAUAAUACAAAUGAUGAUAAUAAAAAUGAUGUAAAUAAAAAUGAUGUAAAUAAAAAUGAUGUAAAUAAAAAUGAUGUAAAUAAAAAUGAUGUAAAUAAAAAUGAUGUAAAUAAAAAUGAUGUAAAUAAAAAUGAUGAUAAUACAAACGAUGUUAAUACAAAUAAUAUUAAUACCUAUGAUAAUACAUAUAAUCAGACGGCACCUAAUUAUUCUUAUAAUACUAAUAAAUAUGACUCAAAAUAUAAUAACAUACAUAAUAAAAUAAAACGUUCAAAAAGAAUAAACAAUGAUGAAGAGGGAGAUGAAGAUGAUUUUUUAGGUGAAAUUUUAUCAUUAAAACAUUUUAAUGAGGAUACAAUAAAUUUAUCAAAUAAUUUAAAAAACAAUAAAUAUGACCUAUAUAAUGAUAAUAAUAAUAAUAAUAAUAAUAAUAAUAAUAAUAAUAAUAAUAAUAAAAAUAAUAGUAAUAAUAAUUAUGAAAAAUAUUAUAAUUACAAAUUAAAUAAUAAUUUAUUUAAAUCCGAUGUAAAUCAGAAUUAUUCCUCACGUUUAAAUAUAAAUAAGAAUUUUCCAAAAAAUUUUAAUAAUAAAAAGAUUUUUACAAAUAUGAGCCAAGAAGAAGAUGAUAAACAAGCAUCAACAGUAAAUAUUUCUAGUGAUGAUAAUGAUGAUGAAUAUAAUAAUUAUUUUUAUUCAAGUAAAAAAACUGAGAGUGAUAUUAAAGUAUAUCAUAAUGUAAGAAAGGAUUUUUAUAUUUUAAAUACAAAAAAUAAGAGUUCGAACUUUUCGAAUUCUGAAAAAAAUAAUAUCAUGAGAAAAAAUUUAAUUCAAUUUUUAAAAGAAAAUCGUAAUAAAGUAAAAUCAUCAAGAAGUGAUUAUAGUGAAGAUAAUAAUUUAUUAAAUAAUCCAUAUGAUAAUAAAACCAGAAAAAUUAAUCAAACAUGUAAUAAAAAUUUAUCCUAUAGUGGGAAUAUGACAUUUAAGGAAAAUAUAUCGUUUGAUAAAAAUAAUAAAUUAUAUAAUAAAAAUAUUUCAUUCAAUGAAAAAGCGUAUAAUAAUAGUAAUAAAAAUUUAUCGAAUAAUGUAAUUCAUUUUUAUGAAAAAAGAAAUUAUAGUAAUAAUGAUAUACAUGAUUUUAUUAAUAUGAACAAAGAUGAUAGUAAUAAUAAUAUUAACAAUAAUAAUAAUAAUAAUAAUAAUAUAGAAAAAAAUAUAAUGAGAAAUACGCAAAAACAUGUAUCCAUUCCCGUUUUUAGACACUCAUUUUUAAAUGAAAAUAUAUCUAAGCCAGAUUCAUUUCGAAAUAUAUAUCUUACAGAUUCUAACAGCAAAUAUCCAUGGAAUGAUUUAUCAAAUGCUUCCAUCGAAUGCUUAGAAAAUGAUAAAUCAAAUAAUAAUAAAAUUGUAAAAUCAAAAAAUAAUAAAAUUAUAAGACCCAAUUAUAUAAAUGAUGAAAAUGAACAUCAUACAACGAAAACUUGUGUAAAAGGUUCUACAAAAAAUAAUGAUCAAAAUAUAGAAAGUAAUAUAAUAGAUAAUCAAUAUGUAAAUGAUAAAAUGUUGAUGCUAAGAAAUAACUUUCAUAUGGAUAAUAAUAUACAUAACAGGAGUAAUAGUAGUAAUUUAACAUUUGGUAACAUGGUACGUCAAAAAAAAGAAGAUUAUUUAUUAAAUAGUAAAAGAAAUGAUUUAUAUGAAAAGCAAACAUUUUCAAUUAGUAAUAUAAAUGAAAAGACAAAAAUAAAUAUAAAUAAAGAAAAAAAUGAUAAUAAAAAUAAUUUAGAAUCCCAUUAUGAAUAUUUAAGUAAUGAAAUUCUGAAAUUUAUGAUUAAAUAUAAUGAAAGUUCAAAAAAUUUUAAAAUGGAUGUAAAUGAAAUAGAUACAGAACUUUUAAGUACUAGCAUAAAAAAAUUUGUUCGAAAUUUAACAGAAAAAGAAAUGAAUCAAUUAUUAUGUAACAAGGAUUAUAUUUUUUCAAAAAUUAUUAUGGAAAGUUUAGAAAAUAACGAAGUCAAUAAAAAUGAUACAAAUGUUACAUGUGAUAAUAAAACUAUGACAGAUGAUGAAUAUAAUAUAGAUAAGAAUAAUACAGAUAUAAAAAAAAAUACAGACCCUAGUCAUAAGAAUGAUAAUAUAAAACAUGAUUUACAAUUAUGUGGUAGUAAAACCAUGUCCAAUUUUUAUAAAGAGGGAAACACAAAUGAUAUUGAUACAUCACGUAAUAAUAAAUCGUGUGAAAAUAAUUCUAAUAAUAUUUACACAAAUGUAUCAAAAAAUAUGAAUAAGGACCAAAUUUUUAAUAAUAAUGUUAAGAAGAAUAAUACAUUUAAUGUUAAUAUUAAUAAAAAUGCACCAAAUAAUAUGAGCAACAACAACAAUAAUAAUAAUAAUAAUAAUAAUGUAACGAGUUGUAUAAAUAAUAAUGGAAAAAAUAAAAUGAGAUCAUUGAAAUUGUCAAAUGAUAAUGUCAGUAUGCUGUAUAAUUAUUACUUAGAUAUAUGCAGAGAUAAUAAGUCACAAUUAGAAAAAAAAAUACAAGAUGAUAAUAAGAUCAAUGAAAAGAUUACAAAUGAAAAUCUUAUGGAAAAUGUAAAGGACGUAAUUAAAAAGGAAGACAAUACACAUAUAAAUGAUACAAAUGAUACAAACGAUACAAAAAGUAAUAAUAAUAAUAAUAAUAAUAAUAAUAGUAGUAGUAGUAAUAAUAAUCACGUGGAUAAGUUGAAAAACGUAACAUAUGAUCUUAAUACUAUCUCGUCGACUAAAAGAAAAAAUUUUAAAGAACAUAUAAAUUAUUUUUUCAAUGAUUGCUUUAAAAAUUUUAAAAACUUAAAUGAUAAAAUUAAACACAAAAAAAUUUCCGAAAAUGUUGCUAAUACGAAUAAUGAUAAAAAAGAAGAAAAUAAUGGUAACUUGAAUGAAAAACAUAAAGAACAAAAUAUUGAUAAUGUAUUGAAUACUAGAAAAGUACCAUUUGAUGGUCAUAUAUUAGAUGAACAGACCUCGUGUAAUGAUAAAGAUGAUGAUAAUUUAGAAAGUGAAAAAAAGACAUUUAACAAAUGUACAAGUGUAACAAAGAACGAAUCUAAUAAUAUGAUAUUAAGAGGUGAUAAAAAUAAUGAUAUCAUAAAAAAAAUGAGAACUAAUGAUCAUACAGACAGAAUGACAUUUGAACAUUUUAAUAAUAAGAUAAAUAAUAUAAUUAAUAAAUAUGAAUAUAAACAAUGUCUUAAUAAAUAUGAAAGACAGUUAAUUAAAUUUGUACAGACGUUUAAGAAUACUAAACAAGAUCAUAUAUCUUCACAAAUAUAUAAUGAUCAUAAUGAUAAAAAUGAUAUAAUAAAGUACAAAUAUGAUGAAGAGAAUAUAUUAAAAGCAAUUUUAAAGAAUAUGAUGUGGGAAAAGUCAAAUAUGAAUAGUAAUAAUAAUAAUAAUAAUAAUAACAAUUCUUCAAGUAAUGAAUCGUUCUUUUCAUUUAAUAAUAGUAUUAAAGAUAUCGAUGAUAAUUUUGUUGAAAAUGCUGAUGAUAUUAUAUAUGGUAAUAUUGACCAUAAUAAUAAUAUUAAAAGGUCGUAUGGUUCUAAUAAUAUAUAUGAUUAUAAUAAUCAUGAUAGUAGUAGUGGAAGCUGUAUUAAAAUAUCGAGUGAUAAAAUGAUAAGUUAUAAAAAUAAUAAAACAGAUGAGAAAUAUUCAAAUCCAAAAAAUAUAUAUCCAAUUAAACAAUCAUGUAGUGAUAGUAAUCAUUAUAUAUUACAAAAGAUUAUGAAAAAUAAGAGAGAAAAAAGUUGUAAUAAUAAUGAAGAAAAUAAUUUCUCAUUUAAUGAUAUUUUAUAUGACAAACGUUCAAAUAAUUAUGAUAAUAGUAUUAGUAUGUCCUAUAAUAAAUGUUUUCAUAAAAAUAUAAAAAAUAUUACGAAUUCGAUUACUAAAAAUUAUUUGUAUUAUAAUAAUAAUAAUAAUAAAUAUGGAAAAAGAAAUGAAACCUUUGAACAUAUAUCAAAUAAUAAUUAUGGGAAUCAUAAAAAAAAUGAAAAUAUAUUAAUGCCAUCUCAGUCUAAGAAUUUUUCUUGCUUAUCUUAUAAUAAGGAAAAUAAUUCAUUUCCCAUUAUAUGUAAUGGAAAUAAUGUUGAUGAAAAUAAAUUAAAAAAUAGUUGUGUAGGAAAUAUGAUUAAAUAUAAGGAACCUAAAAAUAAUUUAAAAUAUCCAAUGAAUAUAUAUAAUAAAUUAUUUAAUAAGGAUAGACAAAAUAUAGAUAUAUCACCAGAACAAACAUUAAAUCUUGUUAAAAGUAUACAAAGAGAAAGUAUGUUAAACAAAGCUAAAGAAAUUAAUUUAUUUAAUGAACGUAAUAACAAUAAGAUAGGUUGUACAUAUGAUAAUACGAAUAACACAGCAAUAUCUGAUUUUAAUAAGGACAAAAUUAUUAUAAAUAAUAUUGAUAUACAAAAGAAUAAUUUUUGUAAUAUGAACUGUUUAAAAAAAAAUAGUAAUGAUUUAAUUAAUAAAAAUAUAAAAUUUAAUAAUAAUAAAAUGGAGAAAUGUAUGGAUAUUUUUGAAAAAUUUCAAAUAAAAAAUAAGGAUAAAUAUGCACACAUUUUUAAUGUUCAUGUAGAUAACAAAAAAUGUAGUAAUAAUGCUGAUUAUUUUAAAAGAACACAUUUAUACAAAUUUAAUAAUAUAUUAUCAAAUAAUAAUAUUAACAAUACAUUAAAUAUACAUAAUAUAGAAUAUAAUAAAUGUAAUAAUAUAAAAAAGGAAGGAGAAAAUAAUAUACUAGAUAAUGUUCCAAAUGAUGAUAUGAAGAUAUCCAAAAAAAAGAAAAAUGAAAAAUCUCAAUUAAUGAUUAAUUUAAAUAAUUUCAAUCAAAAUUAUAUUAAAGAAUUAUUAAUUCAAAAAAUGUAUUAUCAAAAGGAAUUUUAUAAUAAUAAUGAUUUCAUUCAUAAAUAUAAUGAUAAUCAUACAUUAAAAGAUAAUAUAUAUUUAGAGAAAUGUAAAUAUGACACUAAUAAAUCUGGUGUAUAUAAUAAUUCUUAUUCUUCAUAUAAUUCAUUAAAAAUUAAUUUGUUUUUUUUAUUUGAUGAUAUGUAUGACAAAUUUUUUAUAGAAAAUUAUCAAGAUCGUGAGAAAAUGCUCAACAUUUUAAGUAUCAAUAAAUCCGUAUGCUACAACCAGUUGUCUAUAUUUUAUAAAAAGAAAAUAUUUUUUCAAUAUAAAGGAGCAAAAUAUUUACAUAAUAAUUACAACAUGAAUGUAUCAUAUAAUGCUUAUAAUUUAUAUAUAAGUCAAAAUGUGAUUCAGCACAAAAAUUACUACAAUUCGGAUAUAAAUAAAAAUAUAUGUGAAAAUUUAAAUAUAUAUAAAAUUAAAAAUGAAACAAAAAAUGACCUUGAUAAUAAAUAUAAAAGUAAGGAUAAUGAUAAAAAUAAAACAGAAAAUUGUAAUAAAAGUAUUUAUAAUAAUAUUUAUAAUGAAUACAAUAAUGAUAAUAAUGAUAAUUAUAAUAAUAAUGAUAAUAUCGUCAAUUGUGAUAAUAACCUAUAUGGUCUUAACCAUAAUGAAGAGCUUAACGAAUUUAUAUUAAACCAUCAUAAAAAAUGGAAUGAUAAAAACAAAAACAUUUUGGAAUUAUCUUAUCAUAAGGAUUUUAUGGAUAAUAAAAUAGAAAAGAAUAUCAAAGAAAUAAAACAUAUCAAUAAAUAUUAUAUGAAAGAAGAAAUGAACUAUUUUAAGAAAGCCAUAAAAGAAAUGAAAAGGUUAAAAAAAAUUAUGUGUAAUAUUCUAAAAUCUCAAAGUAAUAAUUAUCUAAAUUUGAAUAUAGAUGAAAAGUUAUUAUAUAAUAUGCAAAAUGAUGAUGAUCUAUCAUUCGAAUCGUAUCUAAAAGAUGACAGUGAUGAUAUUGAUCAUUAUGGUAAUGUUUAUAAUCGUGAAGACGAUUAUAUUAUUAACCUUAAUACAAAUAAUAAUUACAAUGUGUAUAAAACCCCUCGUUUGGAUAAAAUAAGAAAAAAUCAUAAAUAUAAUUCUCAUCCACAAAUUGAAAAAGAAAUAUUAAAUAAUAGCAAUCAAUUUAACAUAAAUGAAAAUUAUAAAAAAUGUAAUAUAACUGAUGAUGAUAAGGCUUCCAAAAUUCAUAUGAAGAAAAAUGGUACAUCUUCAAAUAUGUUACAUUUAAUUAAUAGAAAAAACGAAAAUGAUCAGAAAAAACUCAUUGAUCAUAAUAGUGAAUAUAAUAGUGAUUAUUCUUUUGAUAGUGAUAAUGUAAGCAAGUUAAUAAAUAUUGUGUUCGAAAAUAAAAACGAAAUGAAUAAGAAUGCACUUAAAAUAGAUCAACCUAUGGACAACAUUAUUAAUGAUAAGCAUGAAGAAAUUAAAAUAAAUAUAGAGGGUGAUAAAAAUAAACAAAGAGAUGAUAAAAAUAAUCAAAGGGAUGAUAAAAAUAAACAAAGGGAUGAUAAAAAUAAACAAAGGGAUGAUAAAAAUAAACAAAGGGAUGAUAAAAAUAAACAAAGGGAUGAUAAAAAUAAACAAAGGGAUGAUAAAAAUAAACAAAGGGAUGAUAAAAAUAAACAAAGGGAUGAUAAAAAUAAUCAAAGGGAUGAUAUUCAUAAUACAUCAAGAGAACCUUUAGGAACAUUCGAAUUUGAAGUGAAUAUAAAAAAUAAUGAGGAGGAGUAUAGAGAAACCUUUAAAUAUAUUUAUGAAAAAAUUACUAAUAUAAGGAAUAAUAUGUGGAAUGAAGAUAUGGAUAAUAUGCAAAAUAAUGAAAUGAAACAAAAUUUAUUAAUAUAUAAAAGUAGAAAUGAUAACAUUUCGCCUGUAUACGAACAAAAUAUAAAUAAUAAUGUAAACAUGUUAGAUACCGAAAAAGAGGAAGAUAUAAAAGACAAACUAAAAAAUCAUGAUAUAGCUAAAGAAGAAAAUGUAAAUGGAGAUAAUGAUGUAAAAAAAUGUAAUGAUGAUAUAUAUUAUUUUAAUAUUUAUACAAACGUAUGGGAAAAUGUUGAUCUAAACGUUAGUCAAAAAUUAUUAACAAGUUUAAAAAUGAAAAAGGAUAUUAUAAAAAAAUAUUAUAAAAAUGAUCAUGAAUAUGAAAAUUUUAUAACCUUUAGUGAAUGGAAUGCCUACAAUUUAAUGAUAUCAAAAAUAUAUAAAGCAUUAGAUAUGAAAAAGUUUGAAUAUUAUCAGAGAAGAGUUUAUGAUACCGACAUAUUUAAACGUGAUUUUAAAAAAAGAUGCGCAUAUGAUUUUGGAAUGAAAAUUAUAGGAAAACCACGUUCAAGGAGAAAGACAAAAAGGUGGAAUAUUGAAGAAGAAGAUAAGUUAUAUGAAGAUGAGGUAUAUUCAAAGAAUUCGGAAGACUAUUCUGAUUUUAAUUAUGAUGAAUAUGUUGAGGGAGAUGAAGACGAAUAUGAAGAGAAGGAACAUAAUCAAGAUAAAGAAAAUGAUGAACAUGAAAUUGGAGGCAAUAAAUAUGAUGAAGAUCAAGAUCAAAAUAAAGAAGAACAAAAAGAAGAACAAGAAAGUGAGGAUCAGAAUGAAGAUGAGGAUUAUGAGGAAGAUGAGGAUGAUGAGGAAGAUGAUGAAGAAGAUGAGAAUGAUGAUGAUGAAAAUGAUGAUGAUGAGGAGGAAGAAUAUGAUCACGAAGAAGAUGAUCACGGAGAAGAUGAUCACGAAGAUGACGAUAACGAAGAUGAUGUAGAUCAAAAAUGUCUUUAUGAAGAACAUAUAGAACAAGAGAAAGAAAAAGAAGUACCAGAAAAGAAGGAUGAAGAAAAAUGUAGAUAUGUAAAAAAGGAAAGUUGUGAACAUAAUAAUGAUGGUUCCAAAAAAUAUAAUGAAGUUGUUUGUAAAAACGAAAAUGCCAACAAUCCGAAAUACACUGUUGGUCAAGGUGAAGGUAAUAAAAUGAAAGAGUGCAGCGAUCUAAAAAAUACAUUAAGUUCCAUUGAGGAUGAAGAAAAAUUCGAAGAACGGGAACCGAAAAGAAGCGAGCGUUUAUAUUUAAGACGAAAACGAGCUAGCAGCAUACUAAGCAAUAAUUCAACUGAAAACAGUGUUAACAAAAUUGUUACUAGACAAUAUAAAAAAUUAAAAGAGAGUGAAAAAGCUGAGGAAGAUAUGAAAAGUGUUUAUUUAGGAACACGAUCAAAUAAAACAAAUAAUAAUAAAAAAACACAUAUAUUUAAAAAGCGAAUAAGUAGAAAAAAAACUUCGAAUACAUUAACAUUUAAAAAACCAUAUAUAUAUGAAUUAAUUCAAUUACCAGAUUAUGUAACACAUAACGAAUUGAUAAGUAGUAAGAAUGAAAGUCUUCCAACAUAUAUAUUACAAUAUGAACAGUUAAGAAAAAAUGAAUGUGUAUAUUUUAAUAUACAAAAUCAUUACAACAGUUUUGUAAAUAAUGUAUAUCAUUUUGCUAUAAGUUAUGAACAGUCACUGAAACAUAAUGAAUAUCUGAACAAUGCAUUAAAUAAUGUAAAAUCAAGAUUUUAUAUUAAACGAAUAUGUCUUAAAAAUAAUAAAACAAUGGAAAAUAAUAAUAUAUAUGAUAUAUGUAGUACAUAUUAUAAUUAUCUAUAUACAUAUGAUCCAAAUAAUAGUACAUAUAUAUUACAAACAUCUAAUAGAAACAAUACAAUAGCAAGUUUAGAUAAAGGACUUAAUUAUGAAGAAUAUUAUAGUAACUAUGUAAAUGAUUAUUUACAAAGUCAAUUAUUAAAAAAGAAAAGAAAUAGAACAAAAAGUAAAGAAAAUAAUAAAUGUACAUCAGAUAUAUUAUUGUCCACUGAAAAUGAUAAUCCUUUAGAUAUAUCCAAUGAAUAUAUUGUCACAAGAAAAAUGUCCUCCAAAUAUUAUGAUAAUAGUCCAUUUUUAAAUGAGGAUUAUUUAGGUAUAAAAUCUAUGGAAUAUAAACAUAAUACAUCUAUAAUUAAUGAUAGUAAUUUUGGAGACAAGAAUAAUUAUGUUGAUUAUACUACAUCCUAUAUGGAUGGUAACAAUGAAAUCGCUUGUAAUUAUAAUUAUCUAAAUUAUUAUAAUAAUAAAAACCAUCAAACGAAAGCACAAAAUGAUAUAUCCUUCAGUGAAAAAACAUUAGAAGAGGGAGAUGAUGAACUACAACAAUAA